Molecule: messenger RNA, 1566 nt
Organism: Aspergillus bombycis
Lineage: Eukaryota; Fungi; Ascomycota; Eurotiomycetes; Eurotiales; Aspergillaceae
Exons: 8
Coding region: 1-1566 (521 amino acids)
Biological process (GO): transmembrane transport
Cellular component (GO): membrane
Molecular function (GO): transmembrane transporter activity
Source: RefSeq, a predicted model, not a curated record
AUGGACGGCUCCAAUAUUCCUACCGAGGCCAAGUCUGCAAUUGUCUGCGGUGCGAGCGGCACUAUCAAGGACCAAUAUAUCACAGGCCUUAGGUUGCAUCUAAUCACUGCCUCGCUCUUCAUGUGUCUCUUUCUGACGAAUCUCGAGAUACCUAUUGUCAAUACAAGCGCCUUUAGCAUCACUCGUGAAAUUGGAGGCCUGGAUAAGGUGUUCUGGAUCAUAACAGCUUACAUGCUUGGAUAUGUUGGGGUCCUUGUCAUCUCUGCCAAGUUCAGUGAUCUUUUCGGGAGAAAGUCAUCCUUGAUUUUAGCCAUCUUGAUCUUUAUGAUAUUUUCUGGUGCAUGUGGUGCCUCGCAAACCAUAGUUCAAUUGAUCAUUUUUCGUGCAUUUCAAGGAAUUGGAGGCGCCGGAAACUAUUCUCUCUGUGCUGCAAUCAUUCUGGAGCUGGUACCAUCGGAAAAAUAUGCCAAGUAUACGAGCUCGGUCGCAAUCGUAUACGCACUUUCCCUUCUUCUAGGGCCUAUAUUCGGCGGAGCCAUCUCUGAAUCAUCGACGUGGCGAUGGGUUUUUCUUCUCAAUAUUCCCCCGGUGGCUCUGGCGGGCAUUAUCCUCAUUAUCGCGUUGCCCAACCGCUUCCCAAACCAUCACGCACCGCGAGACGAAAGGAGAAACUUUUCAUUGCAGGAUUAUAUUCGCGAAGUCAUUCGCAAGGUCGACAUGCUAGGCUCCAGCAUGCUUCUGGUUGCACAGUGUGCCUUGUGGCCGCUUUGGAAGAAGCAAACCAAGAGUAUGAAAUGGAAAUCUCCAUUUACCAUUGUCAUGCUCGUUAUUUCCGGUGUGGCAUGGGUCGUAUUUCUGGCGUGGGAAAGGCGAGUCACACUCGCCUCAUCUCAGGUCGAGCCCGUGUUUCCGUGGCGAUUCGUUCAUAACCGGGUCUGGAUAGGAAUGCUUUUGAACUCGAUUUUCUUGGGUGGUACCUGGUUUGUCACUAUCUUUCAGCUGCCACAAAGGUUUCAGGUCGUGAAUGGAUUAUCCCCUCUGCAAGCAGGAAUUCGCUUCAUUCCUUUUACGGCCGCUGCCCCGGUGGGAUCAGCUCUAUCUUCUGCUGUUGUGGGAUUUGCGCUCCUUUCCACUCUGUCAGCCUCCUUGACGAUCACCGCCGCCCAGUAUGGCUAUCAGAUCAUUGCUGGAUUCGGAUGUGGCAUCAAUAUUAGUUUAUUGAUCCUGAUGACCCCUUUUACGGUGGAGGAACGAGACAAAGCUGUCGCUAUGGGGGCUGUGGCCCAGUUCCGGGUCAUGGGAGGCUCCAUCUUUCUAGCCAUUGCGACUUCUGUUUCGAACGGAUUUAUUCGGUCCCACUUGCGCGGAUUAUUGGAUGAUGGUCAGCUUCCUUCUGUUUUGUAUUCGGCUGCAGCUGUUCCCAUGCUACCGCCAGAUGCGCAAAUUAUAGUUCGCACGGUGUUCUCGGAGAGCUACAACCUGCAGAUGAAGAUUCUGGCCGGGUGUGCAGGAGGACAGGUUCUGGCGUCGUUCCUUAUGUGGCAGAAGGAACAGGUCAUCAUAUGA